Molecule: messenger RNA, 1396 nt
Organism: Micropterus salmoides (largemouth bass)
Lineage: Eukaryota; Metazoa; Chordata; Actinopteri; Centrarchiformes; Centrarchidae
Product: chymotrypsinogen B-like
Exons: 8
Coding region: 265-1152 (295 amino acids)
Biological process (GO): proteolysis
Molecular function (GO): serine-type endopeptidase activity
Source: RefSeq, a predicted model, not a curated record
GAUUUCUUUCUUUCUGUUGCUGAGAGGGAGAAGUAGUAGUAGUUGUUGAUGUGAGUUGAUGUUGGUUAGAAAUAAGAGAUUGCUAUCCUGUUAAUUAAUUUUCCUUUUUGAAUACUUAGUUUAGACGCUCACAGGUGAGGCAGAAGAGGACGAUCCAGGGAAACUAGAAGGCUUUUCCAACUUGUCUUUGUUUUUCUUCCCCUCUUCUGGACUGGCAGUUUAACUUCUCCGUUGAUUACAAGAGACAGAGAGAAGAAUCGCACCAUGGAGGUCAAACUGUUAUGCUGUGACAUCAUGCUCAUGAUCUUAGCUGUUGCAGGAAGCAAUGCGCAGUCAGCUGUUUGUGGCACUGCACCGCUCAACACCAGGAUCGUAGGAGGUGAGGAUGCUCCUCCCGGGUCGUGGCCCUGGCAGGUCAGUCUGCAGAGCAACGGAUUUCAUUUCUGUGGAGGCUCCCUGAUCAACAACCAGUGGGUCCUGACUGCUGCUCACUGUUUAAACCGCGCCAGACCCGAUCUCACCGUUAACCUCGGUCUUGACACCCUAGACUUGCCGAAUACAAACGCGAUGUACCGGACUGAGUCCCAGAUCAAGCAUCCCAACUAUAACACCACAACGAACGAUAAUGACAUAGCCUUGCUGAAGCUGUCCUCACCUGUUAACUUCACCGACUACAUCAGACCCGUGUGUCUGGCGGCGGCCGGCAGCGUCUUUAACGCCGGGACGACCUGCUGGGUCACCGGAUGGGGGAAAAUCCAAACUAACAUUUCACUUCCUUCCCCAAAGAGGCUGCAGGAGGUGAGUGUUCCCAUCGUGUCCAACAGUGAUUGUAACGUUACCUACGGUGGUAAAAUCACAAACAACAUGAUCUGUGCUGGUGUGACUCAGGGAGGAAAGGGCAUCUGUGACGGGGAUUCAGGCGGCCCGCUGGUGACUAAAAACGGCUCUGUCUGGGUCCAGGCUGGAGUGGUGAGUUUUGGAGGAGGCUGUGCCCUGCCUAAUGUACCAGGAGUCUACACCCGAGUGUCCCAGUAUCAGUCCUGGAUCGACAGGCAGAUCAGCAUCUCUGGAGCCGCUCACCUGGUUCCCCUCUCGGUUCCUCUGCUGCUGUCCAUCUUACCUGUUCUCGUCUCCUUCUCUGUCCUUUCAUAGAAAGUUUAAUGAUGAUUUAAUUCACCAGGACAGAGUCAAAAUAUCUGUCUGGUUUUUAUUUUUUUUAAAUUUUUUUUUUACUUAAGAUUCAUUUACUUUAAAACAAGCAACAAAAUAUUUCCACAUGUUUCCAGUUCAGCUUCUUGUGUUGAAGGAGUUCUGCAGAAAAGACUCGAUAGAAGAGAAGAGAGAGAAACUGUAACUGCUGAUUGUUUUCUCCAUUAAAGGUCUGGUGUGUAACAUU